GUUAAAAACAAAACAACGUGGUGCGAUUUGAAGACAAGUUUUCGAGGAUUUCGCGUGUUUUUUGUAAAAAAUCUUGUGUUGAUAAGGUACAAGUUACCUAAAAGUACAUUAAAAUGUCCAGCGACAGCGAUUCCGACAUGGAAACGGCGCCUCCGCCGAAGCAGGAACCGAAAAAACGCAAACGACUGCAGGACUAUUUGGACGAGAAAGCCGCUCGUGAUGCGGCGGAACGUGCCGAGGAGGAACUGCGUCGUCGCCGCAAACGCGGCCUCAAGGAUGACGAUGAGGGCGCCGAGGAGGUCAGCUAUCCGGUGAUCAAUCCGAUAAAUUUCAUCAAGAACAAGGAAAUCCGAUCAAAAAAGUUCAAACGCCAGCAAGGAUCGAAGAAGAAGGAGGAAAAGAAGGCCCGUAAAGCGCGGAAGUUGGAGGGCGGACCGAGGCCUAACGGUCACACUAUUGAAAGCUUGCGGGAGAAAGAUGAAACGGCGCUGGCCAACGCGGCCGAGGAGGACACCGAGGAAAUCGCGAAUGAUUUGGAGAACGACGAGUUCAACGAAUAUUACGCCAAGUCGUACGAACCGAAGGUGUUGAUCACGUACAACGCUACGCCACACACCCGGACGCGCCGAUUCGGAUCGGAGCUCGAACGCAUUCUGCCCAAUUCGAUGGUCCACUCGCGAAACAAGGCCACCCUGAAGAAGGUCUGCCAGAGUGCGAUCCGCGAGGAAUUCACCGAUUUGGUCGUAAUCAACGAAAACAACAAACAACCCGAGGGCAUGCUGGUGAUUCACCUUCCGGAUGGACCAACGGCCCACUUCAAGAUCAGCAACUACAAGUCGCUGCACGACAUGAAGAAGCGCCGCGGUAUGAUCACCAGCCACCGGCCGGAAGUCAUCCUGACCAACUUUACCACCCGGCUGGGUCUAACCAUUGGGCGAAUGCUCGGGGCGUUGUUCCACUACGAUCCGGAGUUCAAGGGACGGCGGGUGGCGACGUUCCACAACCAGCGCGAUUACAUCUUCUUCCGGCACCAUUUGUACGAGUUUGACAAGAACGGAAAGCGCGUAAAACUGCGCGAGCUGGGACCGAGGUUCACGCUGAAGUUGCGCUCCCUCCAGACCGGACUGUUCGACAGCAAGUGCGGCGACUACGAGUGGAUGAUCACCAACAAGCGGCACCUGAUGGAGAGCAGAAGGCGGUUCUUCCUGUAGGGAGAGAGGGGAAGUCGGACUGCGGGGGUGAUUUUGUGAGAGCCUUAUCUUUUUCUUUGGAAUAUUAUAAUCAUGUAAGUAA
Molecule: messenger RNA, 1293 nt
Organism: Culex quinquefasciatus (southern house mosquito)
Lineage: Eukaryota; Metazoa; Arthropoda; Insecta; Diptera; Culicidae
Product: probable ribosome production factor 1
Exons: 1
Coding region: 114-1211 (365 amino acids)
Biological process (GO): maturation of 5.8S rRNA; maturation of LSU-rRNA
Cellular component (GO): nucleolus; preribosome, large subunit precursor
Molecular function (GO): rRNA primary transcript binding
Source: RefSeq, a predicted model, not a curated record